AAGAUAAGACUAAACUAAUCUGGUUAAGUACUGGUCGGGGCAAGUGUCCCAAGGACAUUCUUCUAGUUUGAAUGAGGUGUAUAAGAAAUCAAGAAGACCAUGAAUACUAUUCUUUAUCUGAGAACAGAACUCUUCAGAGAAUGCAUGCAGUUGAACACUUGAACAUUUACCAGUUCAACUGAAAAGGAGAAGACAUGGAAGUAUCUGCAGAGAGGAAUAGUCUCAUAUAAAUAUGUCUCAUUAUUAGCUGCUAUCAUCAAGUCCAAACUUCCAAAAGAAAAGGAAAUGAAACUGUUCUUGGCCCUCAUAUUUUGCUUCCAUUUCCUGCAUUAUCCACUCUCCUGCACUGCUAAAAGGGAGCUCCAAGUUGGGGUGAUUCUUGAUUCAGAUUCAUUGGUAGGAAGAAUAGGGAGUAGAUCCCUGUUAAUUGCGCUUUCUGAUUUCUACUCACUUCAUUCCAACUACUCAACCAGGCUGGCUCUCCAUUUUAGAGACUCAAAGGAACAGACUCUCAGAGCUGCGUCUUCUGGUCUGGAGUUGCUGAAAGAUGUGAAGGUUGAUGCAAUAAUUGGGCCUCAAAAAUCUGCAGAGGCAAAUUUUGUGGUGGAUCUUGGAGACAUAGCGAAAGUGCCAGUGAUCUCUUUCUCGGCAACCAGUCCCUCCCUUCGCCCACGCUCCCCUUACUUCGUUCAAACAGGCCUAAGUGAUGAUGCUCAGGCGGGUGCCAUUGCAGCCGUAGUGGAAUCCUUCAAGUGGAGUCAGGUUGUUCUUAUAUUUGAGGACUCGGAGUUUGGCCAUGGCAUUGUUCCUUCCUUGUCUAAUGCAUUCCAAGAAAUGAAUGUUCGCGUCUCCUACAAGAGCCAGAUUCCUGUCUCGGCUUCAUCUGAUUUUUUGCUCAAAGAACUGUACAAGAUGAUGACUUUGCAGACAAGGGUGUUUGUGGUGCAAACAAGCAUUAACCUUGGGGCCAGGCUGUUACUGAAAGCAAAGGAAAUUGGGAUGAUGAACGAGGGAUAUGCUUGGAUUAUUACACAAACACUAAUGGAUGUAAUGAAUUUCAUGGACUCGAACGUUGUGGAAGCAAUGCAAGGGGUCUUGGGGGUAAAGCCUUUGAUUCCUAGGACUAAAAGACUUCACUCAUUUGAAAUGAGGUUGAGAAGCAAAUUCCUCAAAGAUCCAGGCUUUAGACAGGCUGGUUUGAGUGUUUUCGGGCUGUGGGCAUAUGACACUUUAUGGGCAUUAGCUGAGGCUGCAGAGAAAGUAGGAAGAGGAAGAGAGGGUAAAGAAGUUCUAGACAAGAGAAGAAUUGCAGACAGUUCAUCAGAUCCAUUUUCUGUUGGAGUCUCAGAAUCAGGUCCCGAGCUUCUGCAAGCAAUACUGGGCACAAGAUUUGAAGGGAUUUCUGGGAAGUUUCAUCUCGCUGAUGGAAAGAGAGAAGCGUCGUCUUUUCAAAUACUUAAUGUGGUUGGAAAUGUGGAAAGAGAGGUGGCAAUCUGGACACCUUUACAAGGAAUCAAUUUGAAAACAAAUGGCACUAAUCUUUAUUCCUCAUCAAGAGAAAUCUUCAAGAGUACUGUCCUAUGGCCAGGUGGGUCAAGUGCUGUUCCCAGGGGAUGGGAAGUCCCAGUCGCAGGCAAGAAGCUAAGAAUUGGAGUGCCAGUGAAGUCUGGUUUUACAGACUUUGUGAGAGUGGAAAGGGACAAUGAACUCAACAAAACCCAAGUUAGCGGAUACUACAUUGAUGUCUUCAAUUCUGUCAUGUCAGAGCUGCAAUAUUCUGUUCGCUAUGAGUUCGUUCCCUUUGAGAAACCCAAUGGCUCGAGUGCAGGAACAUACAAUGAUCUAGUAUACCAAGUUUUCCUUCAGAACUUUGAUGCUGCAGUUGGGGAUAUAUCGAUCACAGCCAACCGUUCAAAGUAUGCAGAUUUCACAAUGCCCUUUUCAGAAGGAGGGGUGUUGGGAAUAGUCCCAAUAGCGUACGAGGAUGUGGACAAUAUAUGGACCUUUUUGAAGCCCCUAACCAAAGAACUUUGGCUAACCAGCAUAGUGUUCUUCAUUUUCACUGGGAUAGCUGUCUGGAUUCUUGAACAUAGGGUUAGCUCUGCUUUCCGAGGUCCUCCUUCUCAACACGUUGGCAUGAUCCUCUACUUUCCAUUCUCGACGCUAGUUUUUGCACAUAGAGAGAGAAUCAUGAGUAAUUUGGCCCGGCUUGUUGUGGUGGUUUGGAUGUUCGUCGUGCUCAUUCUGAACUCAACUUAUACAGCCAGCUUGUCGUCGAGAUUAACAGUGCAACGCCUUAAACCAGCCAUCAAAGAUGUGAACCAGCUGAUCAAGAAUGGGGACUUUGUUGGCUGCCCAGAAGGCUCCUUCAUUACAGACCUCUUGAAGGAAAAGGGAUUCGAAGAAUCCAAGAUCAAGACUUAUAAAUUCCCAGAGGAUUUCAAUAAUGCAUUGUCUAAUGGAAGUAGCAAUGGAGGGAUAUCAGCAUAUUUCGAUGGAGCUCCUUAUACCAAGCUCUUCCUAUCCAAAUACUGUGGCAAAUACACCAUUGGACCGACUUACAGAACCGAUGGAUUUGCUUUUGUUUUUCCUAGAGGGUCUCCACUAGUUGCAGAUGUAUCAAGGGCAGUGAUUGAGUUGACAGAAAAUGGAAGGAUUUUGGAGAUUGGGAAUCAAGGGCUCAGAAAUGAAGCAACUUGUGCAGGGCCAGACAGCACACAACUGGGAUCAACAAGUGUGAAAUUACAGUGUUUCAAAGGACUUUUUGCCAUUACUGGGGGCAUAACAGGCUCCUGCCUCCUAGUUUUCCUAGUCAGCUAUGUCUACCAGAACAGAACAUGUCUGCAGACAAUCUUGGAUUCUAGAACUACUGUUUCCUCAAAAUUUGUAGCAAUAUGCAGACAUUUUGAUCAAAGAGACACCUCUGCUGAUCCCAAAGAGAAAAUCCCAGAUGCAGAAGGUGGUGAAGUUGGUUUUUCAUCACAUAUAAGUGAAGUGCCUGACCUCUCAAGAAUUUCUUCUCAUUCAAGUGCUGUGGUGCCCUUGAAUAUCGAAGAACAGAACCAUGCCAAUGUGAGCAUGGGCUUGAACCUAGGGCUGGUUGCUCGACACCCAUCGGUCUGACUCUUUGAUCUUAUUUUGUUAUAUGGUUUUUUCAACACGAAAAGGGAAAGUGAAAUCACCAUAUGUACUUCAAGAUCAAGGAAAAUGACCAUAGGUUACAUUCUUGUAAAGUAGUUUUUUUUUUUUUAAAACAGGUUAUUUAGCAAGUAGGUAUCCAGUUGAUGUUGUUGUAUAUAUUCAGAAGUUUGAAUCUUGUGAUUCUCCACUGGAAAAGUGAGUAUUGUUAAUAGCACAAUAAUAGUUUCCUGAA
Ipomoea nil (Japanese morning glory) is the source of this 3373-nucleotide messenger RNA. RefSeq names its product glutamate receptor 2.8-like. Gene Ontology annotation, cellular component: plasma membrane. The record is from RefSeq and is a predicted model, not a curated record. The coding region runs from base 286 to 3123 and encodes 945 amino acids. NCBI's taxonomy places the organism in Eukaryota, Viridiplantae, Streptophyta, Magnoliopsida, Solanales, Convolvulaceae. Gene Ontology annotation, molecular function: glutamate-gated receptor activity. The transcript has 5 exons.